AUGGCUGGUCUUCUCGGGCUCCUGGUGUUUUGGGUGUCUCUGGCAGGCUCCAUGCCCAACCGCCCCGACUGGUUCCACAACAUUUCCACUAACUUCUUCUACCUGAGCGGAGAUGUGAUGCUGGGAGGACUGUUUCCCAUCCACGAGCGGUCCGACACCCUGAUGGACCGGACAGUGCCCAACAACAUCACCUGUGAGAGACUGAAUGCACUCGGGCUGGGUCUGUCUCUGGUGAUGAAAUAUGCUGUGGAUGAGAUCAACGGAAAGCAAAGGCUGCUUCCGGGCAUGACGUUAGGUUAUGACAUCUACGAUACGUGUAAGGAGUCUGCAGUCAUCAUGAGGCCCACGCUCUCCUUCCUCACUGCCAAAUCCACCAGGGAGCUGGACGUCCGUUGUAACUACACCGACCAUGAGACCAGGGUCUCAGCCGUCAUCGGACCGCUGACCUCCGAAAUGGUCUCAGUCAUUGGCAAGCUGCUGGGAUUCUUUCUGAUACCACAGAUUAGCUACGGCGCCACCAGUGACAAAUUCAGCGACAACGUCCUAUACCCGUCAUUCUUCCGCACCGUCCCCACAGACAAGUGGCAGGUCCAGGCCAUGGCACAUGUCUUGACGGAGCUCCACUGGAACUGGGUGGCAGUGGUGGGCAGCGAUGAGGAGUACGGCCAACAAGGAGUGGAGGAGUUCUCCAAAGAAGCUGAGAAGAUGUCUGUGUGUGUGGCCUACCAGGGCCUCAUCCCGGUCUACACAGACCCAGAACCAGUGGUGAAGAACAUCAUUGAUAAUAUUGAAGCAGCCAAGGUGGGAGUGGUGGUGGUGAUUUCUCUGGUGGGCCCAGCAGAGCUCUUUUUUCAACAGGUUAUUAACAGGAAUAUAACCAUGGUCUGGAUUGCAAGCACGAGCUGGGCAGUCCGCCAUGAAAUCAAAUCCCUUCCAAAUGUCCAGAAGGUUGGCACCAUCAUAGGCUUCACCUAUAAAAUACUGGAACUGCCACAGCUCUAUGACUACACGCUGGAGCUCUUCACUAAGCUGAGUGAACAGCCGACAUCAUUUUCCUUUGACCGCCCGGUCAACACCUGCCCCCAAUGUGUGGACAUCACACCAGCUAACAUCAGCCUGAUCACCGAUGCUGCUGUCCAGGGAUUGGCCUUCAGCGUCUACGCCGCUGUCAAUAGUGUAGCUCAGGCGCUGCACGACAUGUUGGGGUGCAACUCCCAAGGCUGCCAGUUUUGGGAAGCUGGAACCAAAAUCUUACCAUGGCAGUUGUUGGAGGUUCUACGGAACACGUCGAUCGACAUCAACGGCACCAGGAUCAUGUUUGACGCUAAUGGCAACCCAAAUAUUGGCUACAACGUGGUUCAGUGGGUUUGGAAUGGCACUGACUUGGACUUCCAACAUGUGGGGAUCUACAAUGGAAGUUUGUCCAUCGACCCUUCCCUUUUUAAGUGGCACACAAAUAAUUCAGAGAUGCCUAAGUCAACAUGUUCAGCGGCCUGUGGGGUGGGUCAAGUCCGAAGGGUCAAAGGGUUUCAUUCCUGCUGCUUUGAUUGCAUCGACUGUCUGGAAGGCACCUUCCAGAAGGAGAAAGAGGACAUCCAGUGCACCAAGUGUCCGGAGGGUCAGUGGUCGUAUUUCCGCAGCACCAACUGCACCUUACCCACUUUCACCGUGCUGUCCUGGGACUCCCCUGAGGCUGUGGCGCUGAUACUGGGUAUGGUGGUGCUGCUGCUCUGUCAGGCAUCGGUUUUGCUCCUCUUCCUGAAGCACCGAGGAACCCACAUGGUCAUGGCCUCGGGAGGAAACCUGAGUUUUGUGAUCCUGCUCAGUUUGAUGGGAGCAUGCUUAAGUCUGCUGCUUUUCCUGGGAGAGCCAGGAGACACCGUGUGUCGUCUUCAGCUUCCUCUCUGCUCCGUAUUCCAGACUGUUGCUGUCUCGAUUAUCACAUCUGUGGCUCUGCAGAUCUUCUUUGUGACGGAGUUCAAUGAGAAGGUUGGCAAACUGCUCCCCAAGCUGCGCCUCCCCGUGAACUGCGUGAUGGUGUUGAUCUGCCUCGCCGUGCAGGCGGGUCUGUGCGGCUGGUUCGUCCAGGACGGACCCACGCUGUCUGAGUACAAGGACAACAUGAAGAUAGACUUUCUAGAGACCUUCCUGUCCUGUCCACUGGAGCCCAUGUUGGGCUUUGUGCUGAUGCAGGGUUUCCCUUGUGCCCUGACCCUGACAUCCUUCAUGUGCACCUUCAUCGCCGUGAAACCUCUUCACCAGUACAACCUGGCCAGGGACAUCACCUUCUCCUGUCUGGUCUACUGUGUGCUGUGGGUGGUGUUCAUCCCCAUCUACAUCGGCCUCAACCACAGGAAGAGGUCCGUCGCCCACGUGGCUUUUUCUCUGUCCAGCAACUUUGCUCUGAUUGUUGCUUAUUUCGUCCCCAAAUGCUUCCUGCUGUUGAGAAAACCAGAGCUCAACACUCCAGAGUACUUUUGCACCUUCCUCGAGGGCGCCCCAAUGAGCCCACCUGAGGAGGAGGCACAGGCCCCGCCACAGGCCCCGCCGGCAGAUUAG
This is a messenger RNA of Synchiropus splendidus (mandarinfish), 2559 nucleotides long. RefSeq names its product taste receptor type 1 member 3. NCBI's taxonomy places the organism in Eukaryota, Metazoa, Chordata, Actinopteri, Syngnathiformes, Callionymidae. Gene Ontology annotation, biological process: sensory perception of sweet taste; G protein-coupled receptor signaling pathway; sensory perception of umami taste. The coding region runs from base 1 to 2559 and encodes 852 amino acids. The record is from RefSeq and is a predicted model, not a curated record. Gene Ontology annotation, molecular function: G protein-coupled receptor activity. Gene Ontology annotation, cellular component: membrane. The transcript has 8 exons.